AUGGGAAAACCUAAAAUAUUAAUAAAAAAUUUAUAUGAAAUUGUUCAGGUAACUUUAAAACAGUUAAAAAAUAGUCAGAAAAAUUUGAUUGUGUUAAAUGGACAGAUGAUGGAAGGGCUUUUAUUUUUGUUAAUCCUGAAGAAUUUUAGAAUUCAAUUAUGCCAGAAUAUUUUUAUUCAACAUAAAUUAAGUCUCUCUACCGAUAAUUGAAUUCUUAUGGAUUUAAGAUGAGAAGUUUAGAAAUGAACUAAAAAAUGUUUUCACAUAAGUGGUUUAUCAAAGGAAAUAUGUAUUCAAUAUCUUGUAUUUUAAAGAUCUUCACUUUAUAAAAUAGAGAGAUAAAAAAGUCGAAGUAAUGCUUAUUUAGAUAAAGACAAGGAUUAUUCUAUUGUUUUAAUGAGAGAAGAAAUGAAAUAGUUAAAAGAAGAAUUAGAAACCUUAUAAAUUCAAUAAAAUUCUAUAUUAAAAUAAAUUCGAAUUCAUUCUAUAAUAUAAACUUACAUUUGUAAAAACAUCAAAAAGAUUUGUGAAGAAUAAAAGAAAUUUAAUUUAGAAAGAGAAUAGGAAAGAAAGCUUGUUAUGUAUUUCACAUCAAUGUUUGAAAUAUUUAAAGGUUUUCAAUUUGAAAUAGCUUCUAAAAUAAUUCUAGAAUUAUAAGAUAUUGGAGGACCCUUAACUCCUUCAUUUUCUCCAAUGAUAUUUCCAUAUAAAUGA
Molecule: messenger RNA, 714 nt
Organism: Paramecium primaurelia
Lineage: Eukaryota; Ciliophora; Oligohymenophorea; Peniculida; Parameciidae
Source: the annotation of a GenBank genome assembly